AUGCUCCGCAACGGCUAUGAAAAUGGUGCUCAUUCCGGUGAUAAGCACAAUGACGGCUACGACAACAAUGAUAAUAAGCCUACAUAUGCCUUGGAGCACUUGGUCACCUUUAAAUUGAAAAAUGAGUCUGAAGUCAAGAACCCAAAAGAGAAAAUGAAACUCUUAAUUGAGUUAGAUAAGACGGGUGGCAUCUGGCCGCAUAAGAUGUAUAUGUGCUUCAAUGGCCAAUGGCUGCUCAUGCUUAAUAAGGAUAUGAAAGAAAUUGAGAACUUUCCGGGUAGUCUAAUAACGGAGCCAACAGCCUUUAUCAGCGACGAUCCAUUGGAAACAUACAAUAAUAUAUUGAUUUUUUCUGUUGCGGGAAUCUCCUUGGGCAAUACUGAAAUGCACAUUUUCCAAGUUAGUGACGUAAAUGCAGUACAUUUGGUGGAAGACCUGCGUCAGCUGAGCAGCGGCUCGACAGUCACAGUGGACCGGAACAAAACGCCCAUACGCUUGCCCAAGCCCGAGCGUCCCGCCAAUCAACAGGCUAAGGAUCAAUACGGGAUAGCAGCGGCCGUGGCAGGAAUUGCCGCUGAGAAAAAUGCACAAGAUCGCGAGCAAACCGAUCGCGAUGUGCAGGUGCUCAAUCACUGUUUCGAGGAUGUGGAACGAUUUAUUGCAAGAUUACACUAUGCAGCCGAGGCAUUGCAUGAGUUAGAGUCUCGUAAAAAUCAGCAUAACCCUCAUGGAGAAGGCCUACUGGUAUUACGAUCGCGUCCGCCAAUCGAGAGCGAGUUCUGUGACAUAUUAGCCAAAAUUAAGUUGUCCCUCAACUAUGCGGUCAAAUUGCAGAACCAUUUCAGCAAAAGCGCUGAUCCAAUUCACAAUGUUUUCAUUUCUCUGCAAACUAUUGUGAACGUUUGCAACGAUGUUUACGCCGGUGCUCACUUGCCGGAGAGCGUCGUAAAUCCACUAUUGCGCCGAGAAACAAUUGGCUUUCUGAAUUGUACAUUGGACUCUAAUGAGAAAAGCCUGUGGCUUAGUCUGGGCCCAAAUUGGACAGUACCAAAGGAUCAGUUUAAAGAUCACGUUGGGGUAUAUCACCCCAUUUUCUAUGACGAUUGGUCGCCAGAUUGGGUAGUAGAUGAGGAGGUGCAGUACUUAGCACCUGCGAUCAAGAAUACACAAACAUUCCCAUCAGAACCCAUACCCCUAAGUCCAGCAAGCAACCGCACCUGGCUAAGUCGUCUUCAGAGCCGUAACGUUAAUAUCGCAGAGGUGGCUUAUAAUAAGAAGGCCACGAACGAUAAGGAAUUAAGUGUUACAAAGGGCGAAUAUCUAGAGAUUAUUGACGACUCCAGAAAUUGGUGGAAGGCGCGAAAUUCUUACGGAAGCAUUGGCUACGUACCGCAUACCGUGUUAGUUCCAUACAAUUUCGAGCACGUACCUAAUCGGAAUGCUCGCGAUAAUGAAUCGUUGGCCUCUGUAUCUAUGGAGAACGGAGAAGGAGAGAACAAUAAUCCGCUUUAUCGUAAUACGAUGGCGAUGUAUGUGCCAGCUGCUGAGCGUGAGUCUCAGCAACCGGUGGGUACUUCCAAAAACAUGCCUCGUUCCUACUCAAUGCCGAAUGUGCCCAUCCCACCACCGAUGCCUCCGGCUAGUGAGAGCCAAACUCCUACCCCAAGUGGGACUUUGAAACGAAACAUGGCCGCAGCUGGCGCACUUGCAGCAAUGCGCGCUCGAAAUGACUGCGAUGCCGAUGAUGAGACGUACCUUAUACAGGGUGAUGUUAACGAUGAACUGAGAAUCAUGCUUCAGCAGAGACAGCAUCGCAGGGACCUCGAAAUUCUUAAGACACCUGAAAUAUAUAUCAACCAGAACUCCAAGCCCAGGGAGGUGGAGGAAUGGCUGCGCGGAAAGGGCUUCUCUGACAACAUUAUCAAGCGACUGCAUACGCUCAGUGGCGAACAACUAUUUGCGCUUUCGCCCCACACCAUCGAGAGUUAUUUUGGCCAGCGGGAGAGCCGUCGACUCAUAUCACAAAUUGUGCUACAGAAAAACUUCUGCGAGUACAAAACAAUUCGUUCAUCCGAGUUGUCGGCUAAACUUGCUCGUGCUAGGCAAAAGGCUGAUCAAUCAAACGGUGAUCAGAAUGAGGUAUUUUAAGCGUCCUUACGUUACUCUAUGUUUACUUUGAAGGAAACUUAUACCCAGUUCCAUGGAAGAUUGAGUUUAACAAUUCGAUCGAAAUAAGCGUUACGAAUACAUGGUGUUAAAAUAUUAAGUCAAUAUUAUUCAAAAGAACCCUUUAAGUUUUGCCAAUUAUUUAUUAAUAAUGUUCCGUUCAUUUAUUAUAAAAA
Messenger RNA from Drosophila virilis, 2342 nucleotides. NCBI's taxonomy places the organism in Eukaryota, Metazoa, Arthropoda, Insecta, Diptera, Drosophilidae. The record is from RefSeq and is a predicted model, not a curated record.